AUGGAGAAUUGCAAAACAAAGACGGAGUUACGACUGCUACAUUCAUUGAACAAGUUUAUAGCACUUUUAGCGCAUCUGGAGUCACCUUCGCAAAGCAAGAAUGCCGGCAGUAAGAAACUGGUAGCGAACUAUCUGCGUCUGAACCUUUUGUCGCCGCUGAGGCAGCUGCAGGCCGUCCCAAACGGUGUCAAACCUCUGGAUAUAAAGGAAAGGGAAUUGCUCGUGCAAUGGUGGAUAACGCUGCUCAACUUUCUCAACAGCGACUACCGCGGCUUGGAGCAAGAAGUGACCACGCCGCUGCUUGGCAUUGAGGUGUGUUCGGUAGCGCUCGAGUGUAUAAGUCGCAUAAUGCCCCUCGUGGGUCUAGCUGCCACAUCCAAGGGGGAUUUGGACGUUUUCGCCUACCAUACGCUACUCGUCGUUCAUUUUGUUACCAACAGGCUCAUUUUCAACACGAAAAGAUGCAAGUCACUUAUGUCAAACAAACAAAUGGCUCCCUCGUAUGUCAAGCAGCAACUUCAAUACCACAAUCAGUACAACACACUCCUGAACUCAUUUACAGGCAAGCUGAUAGCUUACGCUUUUUUCUACCUUGAUGCAGAAUUCCGCUAUGACUUUCAAGUUCUGAAUUUCCUGGAACCCGGGGUUUGCCCCGUAGAACACGCAUUCCUUGCAUUUCCCUGGAAGACCAAAGACUUCAAACCGAGAUAUCAGAGGACUCACAAAGAUUCACCAGAUACACUGACCGAUCAGGAUAAGAAGAUUUUCCAGGUCAUGAUUUCUUAUUUGAAAAAUGACACCAUCUUCGUAGCCUUCUAUUGGCAUUAUUGGCAUAUAGUCUUGAGUUUAUUUGCAGCUCAUAAUUUGAAGACAAUCGAUACGAAAGCAAUUCCUGGUUGUAGGAUUCUAAUUCGUUACAUUAGCAAAAACCUCGACAGCGACCUAUCAGCGUUUACUCGAUUCAUCAAAUCCCAAGAAAACGACAACUUUCAGCACACCCGACCUAAUGGACAUGUUACGCCUGUCACAGGCGAGCAAUUGAACAACUUUGUCUUCGUCAACUUCAAAACAAUAAAACUCUGGGAAUGCGUCAGGACGCUCGUCGGUUGUGUCCACCCAGCCAUGCCCGAACUUCUCUGUAACUUUGUUGAGCUCCAUGAUACUCUCCAGCUCAAAAGAUUUGCCAGGAUACCUGCCCAUGAUUAUCAGCUGGGUAAUCUGAUCUAUAACAAGCUCCUGCAGUUCAUUGUAUUCCAGUUCAAUUCGAUGACACCUUAUUUAGUGGCUCUUGAUUGGCGGAAGUGGUCUGAGGGACUUACACGCAUGCUGAAAACAUUGAAUGUCAACUGUCAAAGCGUCGCUUUAUUGUCGUUGUUCAAUAUAUGGGACUUUAUACCCACAGAGGAAGGUUUGAGAGCCGAGAUCGCGAAUUUGCUUGUAAUGAAUAUGUGGAAUCAUUUAGCUCGAGAUACUUGCUUUGAAGUUAUAAGAAUUUUGUUUUUCAAAAUAGUGGUAUUCCGGCUAUUAAGCGAUACGUCUAGCGACAAUAGUUUGACGAAAAACCACCUAGUAAAAAAACUGCAAGAGACAUAUAAGCAAGCAUUGACCAUCGCUGAUAGAAUGCCCGAUCGAAAGUUUCGUGAAUCAUCAAAGGAUGCUCUUAUUUUUCACAUCAACAGAAAAUUGAUACUUUCGAAGGUUGAUGCGGUGAGUGAAGAGGAUAUUAUUAGCAAUAAUGAAAGCAAAGGAACCGACAACAAAAAUUUGGACAAGAGGAAGCAGCUGCCUAUACCCUCUGUUCUCACCGCUGCAAGUGUAAGACCUUGUGUCAUAAUAUCAAGAGGUAGAUAUCCGUUUGAUAUCUUGGAUGAAAUGGUUUUGAAGGCCACUAAAAAGGCUGCGAAACAGCAAGGAAAUAACUCACAUUCAGACCUCAAGGUUUCCAGGCGAUUUAUGAAAGGCAGCUCUAGUAGUAAAGUCUUAAAUGAAUCGCUGGUCGAUGAUAAUGAUAAUGACGACAACGAUGAUGAUGAUGACGACAAAUCUGUAGCCCGUACCUUUGGGUCCUUUUUUUCUAAGUUUGGGAGCUCGAGCACAAAGACAUCUAAGAAAGCUAAAGCGUUGCUGUCUGAACGAUUUGCAAGGAAUUCAAAUUAUGACAAGCAGGGGAAUCGCUCGGAGAGUUUCUCUAGCUCUGAUGUAAAACUUGAUAGCGAGUCAAUCGAUAUCAUGUCGAUGUAUACUUCCCUGUCCACAGGCUCUUCUUUGUCGAUGAACAAAAGCGAGUCAUCUCUAGAGCUGCGUACGGAACACUCCAAUCUCUCUAUAGACUCUUCGACGAGGCGGAGAGCUGCUACUAUAGAGGGCUCGAAUGAAACCUUGCCACAGCAGCCUCAAAAGAAGAAAAAGCUGCUAGCCCCACCAGAACUAAAAUUUUCUGGAGACAUCAAUGGCCAAACCAACAUCAAAUGGUUGUUCCGCCUUGUAACGGCCCCCAUUUCAGGCUCUACCACCUCAACUCUGUCAAAAGUUCAACAAGCGAACGACCGCUGGGGGAUCGUCAAUGCCAAGAACUACGCUAAACCAUUGCCCCCGCCGUUUGAUAAUUUCGAUAACACUUUAGAUGGAGGUGUUGAUGUCUCUCCCUUGACUGCAAGUAUAAAUGAUAUUAAUCUUUCAGAAGGCAUGAUUUCAGCUUCAAGAGAGGGUUUUCGUGAAAACAACUUAGGAUCGACUCCAGGUGGCGUGCCGCUUCCUGAUAUUACUAUUCUGACACCGAAUGUAUGGGACAGCGUCUGUACUGAUGACUUUGACGACCAUACGCUAACAUCUGCUAAAAGUAUCAAAAAAAGAGAGGAAAACUUCGAAUUUCAAAGUUCAGAGAGUGAAUUCAGUGCAAGUUUCGCGGAAAGAAAUGUGUUGACAAUGCGGCAUGAGACUGAGCUCAACAAGAUGGUCAAACUGAUAAGUGUGUUCAAUGAAACAGCAGCCGAACGAACAAAUUUUACUGACAUGGUCCAUAGCGCAGAUGAAAGAAUAUUGAUGGAUUCUGAAAUAAGCAGUUUUCGAAGCUCUCAAAAUGUUACCAAGAAUACGGUAAAUGCUCAAAUUGAGUACUUAUAA
Messenger RNA from Lachancea nothofagi CBS 11611, 3123 nucleotides. The record is from the annotation of a GenBank genome assembly. Lineage: Eukaryota; Fungi; Ascomycota; Saccharomycetes; Saccharomycetales; Saccharomycetaceae.